Messenger RNA from Naegleria lovaniensis, 432 nucleotides. RefSeq lists its product as uncharacterized. Bases 1 to 432 code for a protein of 143 amino acids. The transcript has a single exon. The record is from RefSeq and is a predicted model, not a curated record. NCBI's taxonomy places the organism in Eukaryota, Heterolobosea, Eutetramitea, Acrasida, Naegleriidae.
AUGAUCUCUGCUCAGGACUAUUCCUCAGGUGAUGAUGAUGAGGACGAUCUUCAGUAUCAACAAGAUCAUCAAUUUUUAGGUAUUGCUUCCGGGACAAAAGAUCUAUCACCACCACCCUCCUCUGUAGCCAGUACUUCUACGGCAACAACGAGUAGUUCCGAUCCUGCUACUGGAGAUUCCUCCCUAAGGUUUCAUGGAAUUUCAUCAUCAUCGCAACAACAAUCAUUGCAUACAACGACUCCGAAUCAAGAUCAACAGAAACGUGGAGUUGUAUAUAUUCUAUUGCUGCCCUAUCUGUGUUUUAUAGAGGGUUUUUCAAAUAUGGUUCGAUGGAUGACUGGAGGAGGAAAGCGAACAAGCUCUUCAACCGAAUCAACUGGUUUCAAUAAUGAAGAUCUCUCAUUGCAAUCGGAGGGAUAUUCACAAGUUUGA